UCUUACCGCGUGCAGCGGAAAUAGUACGCUAGUUGUAAACAUUGCUGCCUGUUCAAAGGUUGAAGUUAAAAGUAAAGUGAUAGUUACUUUUACUGCUCUUUAUCGUCUAUUUAUUAACUUGUCCUUAAAGAGAAUUCAUCUGAAAGGGCCCAAGAGUCUUCAGUAGAACAAACAGUCUAAAUACAGGGUGUGAAGAAAAUAGAUGAUGUCUUCGUCCCCCACUACCCCUUCUGUCCUCCUAAAUACGGGGGUUCAGAUGCCCAUCCUGGGUUUGGGGACCUACAAGUUAGUGGGUCCUGAAGACGUCUGCCGGGCUGUGGAUGCAGCGCUGGUUGCUGGUUAUCGGGCCUUUGACAGUGCAGCCAUUUAUGAGAAUGAAGCUGACCUGGGCCGGGCCCUGAAGGAGCUCCUGCCCAAACAUGGCUUAACCAGAGAGGAUGUGUUUAUCACCAGUAAACUGGGCUCAAUGGAUCAAGGUGACAGAGCCAUGGAAGGAGCCCUUCACAGCCUGUCUCAGCUGGACUUGGGUUACAUUGACCUCUACCUGAUCCACUGGCCUGGCACACGAGGUCUGGAUGUGGCUGACCAACGCAACCAAAGCAAUCGAGCUCAGAGUUGGGUCACACUGGAGGAGCUGCAUGCUCAGGGGAAGCUGAAGGCAAUAGGAGUGUCCAACUACACACCAGCACACAUGAAAGAACUGAUAGAGAGCUGCAAAAUCCCUCCUGCAGUGCUCCAGGCGGAGUUUCACCCAAGGCUGUGCCAGACAGAGCUGAGGAGUGUGUGUAAGGAGUAUGGAGUGUGUUUCCAAGCGUACUCUUCCUUAGGGAAAGGAGACCUGGUCACUGACCCUGUGGUCAUGGAGGUGGCAAAGAACUGUGAUUGCACACCUGCACAGGUCCUGUUGCGCUGGGCUGUGCAGCAGAGUGUCCCAGUGCUGCCCAAGUCGUCCAAUCCAGACAGAAUAAAGGACAAUGCCAGGCUUUUUGACUUCACACUGAGUGACACAGACAUGGACAGACUGUCAGCUUUGGACUGUGGGCGAAAGUACUGCCGGGAUGCAUCAAACGUGGUUUGAUAGACCACAAGUUGUCUUCCAUGAUGCCUCUUUAAUGCUGCUGUUCUUUAUCUCUGACUGGCAGUGAUGCAGCGGUGGUAAAACACCACCAGAAAACGUGGGAAUUUGGAGUUUAGAUAAAUGUUUUCGAUAAAUGUAUGUUAAUCAGUAUUUUAGAAUCCAAGUAACAUUUGCCAAUACAUUGUCUUGUCUAUUGUGACACAUGUGCCAUUAAUACCAAGAGCCCUCAGGCAUCACACCUAUAGGUUAGUGCCUACUGACCAAAACAGUGUUUGCUGUUGUUAACACAUCUGACAAUGUUCCUUAUUCUAGUUCCAUAUUGAAAGUAAUAUUAUGUCUUUUGUGUUCUAGCUUUUCCAUUUAAAUUGGCUAUGAAUUCUGACAUUUUCAAAGUGUCUUUUAAGAAUGACAUAAGAAACUCACUUCAAAACCACUCUUAAAAUUAUUUAUUCAGAAACAGCAUAUACCAGAAGUUUCACAGCUGUAGAGAAAAUUUACAAAAAUCAUUAAAAAGUGAAAAGGAAUCCAACAAAAAAGACAGAUAUAUUAGAAUUCAAUUUUCUCCACACACAUCUCCAGAUUCAAGUAAUACCAAGGUAUGGUUGCAAAACUCCAGGUGCCCAGGCAGGUUUUUCUUCUGGGAUGUGUUCACUGUCAUAAAUGUUAAAAAAAAAAAAAGGCAAAACCACAACAUGACUUCCUCUGAAAUGGGUUUUCCAGCAUUAGCCAUUAUAAUGUAUUUUCACAGUU
This is a messenger RNA of Epinephelus fuscoguttatus (brown-marbled grouper), 1828 nucleotides long. Its product is annotated as glyoxal reductase-like. Gene Ontology annotation, molecular function: oxidoreductase activity. NCBI's taxonomy places the organism in Eukaryota, Metazoa, Chordata, Actinopteri, Perciformes, Serranidae. The transcript is spliced from 6 exons. Bases 203 to 1078 code for a protein of 291 amino acids. The record is from RefSeq and is a predicted model, not a curated record.